Molecule: messenger RNA, 492 nt
Organism: Staurois parvus
Lineage: Eukaryota; Metazoa; Chordata; Amphibia; Anura; Ranidae
Source: the annotation of a GenBank genome assembly
GGGCCCGAUGCCUGUCGCCCCGCCUGGGGGCCCGAUGCCUGUCGCCCCUCCUGGGGGCCCGGCGCCCGCCGCCCCUCCUGGGGGCCCGGUGCCUGCUGCUCCGCCCGGGGGCCCGGUGCCUGCUGCUCCGCCCGGGGGCCCGGUGCCUGCUGCUCCGCCUGGUGGCCCGCUGCCUGCUGCUUCGCCUGUCCAGCCCGGUGUGCCUCUGCCCGGAGUCCAGCCCGGUGUGCCGCUGCCCGGAGUCCUGCCCGGUGUGCCAGUCUUUGAUAUCCCGCCAGUUACCAGACCCGGGCGGUGGAACAUUUUGCCCAGCUAGGACUGUUUGGAGCGUCCUGAGGCCGCUCCUUGAGGGGGGGGUACUGUUAGGAAUGCACUGGCCAGCAAUGGUGGGACUCACCUGCCUUUUGAUCUGCAGUACCAGGGCUGGCCAGCGGGUGCUCCCAGCAAUCAGAGACUCAACCUUUCAGCCAGCUAACACCUGGAACUGAUGAU